Messenger RNA from Papaver somniferum (opium poppy), 1359 nucleotides. Its product is annotated as psbQ-like protein 3, chloroplastic. Bases 65 to 628 code for a protein of 187 amino acids. Gene Ontology annotation, molecular function: calcium ion binding. The transcript has 2 exons. Gene Ontology annotation, biological process: photosynthesis; photosynthetic electron transport chain. Lineage: Eukaryota; Viridiplantae; Streptophyta; Magnoliopsida; Ranunculales; Papaveraceae. The record is from RefSeq and is a predicted model, not a curated record. Gene Ontology annotation, cellular component: extrinsic component of membrane; chloroplast; photosystem II.
UUGACCACUCAAUCCCUAUGUAAGAAAUCGAACAUCCCAGAGAGUACUGCUUGGCAGAAAACAAAUGGCAUUAUCAUCAUCCCCAUUAGUAUAUCUAAAACACUGCAUCCAAUCUUCACAACAUUCAACCAUGACUUCUCAAAAACUCCUCACUGAAUGCAGCAUUUUAAGUAGUAGUAGUGGUAGGAGUAGGAGGCGUAGAACAAUUACAAUAGCAACAGUGAGUAGUAUAAUGCUGUUAUCAAAACAAGCAAUCUUGACACCAGAAAUUGGUCAUUGCUUAGACUUAAGAAUGACAGUUCCAGACCAAAGCUUGGAAGAAGCGGAAGAAGGACUCGGAACUCAUGUUCGAGAUUUAGUAAAUGUUAAAGAGUUGAUUGAAUUGGAGUCAUGGAGAGAAACACAAAAAGCUUUAAGAAAGAGUUCAUCGCUAUUAAAACAAGAUAUCUAUACUAUAAUUCAAGCUAAACCAGGUAGCGAAAGAUCUCUGCUCAGGAAACUCAAUUCAGAACUCUUCAACAGUGUUACAAAACUAGACUAUGCAGCAAGGAACCAGGAUUCAGCCCUUGUUCAAGAGUGCUAUGGGAAAAUAAUUGUUGCCUUAGAUAGUAUGCUAUCAAGAUUAUAGGCUUGAUUUCCUUUAGCAUGUCAGCUUCUGGAAAUAAGUACUUUUUUUUUCUUCAGUUCUUCCUAUCAAUUAGAUUCACAAUGUGUUCUGGAAGGAAGCAAGUGAUCCUUCAUGACAUCCAUGCAUCUAGGACGUUUCUCCCAAUUCACUAGAGCAAAAUGUUAGCGACUUACUAUAAAAACCAAAUCCUUACUCUCUUAAGACUUCAGUUCAUGGUCCAAGGCUUCUCAUCUUACCUUUGACGUCCUGUACCUAUUCAAAGAACUAGAUAGUUGGCAAUAGAGAUGACGAAGAGUUCGAGUGGUAGUUCAGGCAGAUCGGUUAUCACUUCACCGUCAGGACGCAUGCCUAUCGUUAUAAAAUGUGCAGUACCAGUGAUUAUGUUGGCAUCGGUGAUUUCCACAACUGAAGCUACCAGCCCGUAGUAGUCGAGUCCAAAUAAGUAACCACCCAAGAAGAUGCCGUCGUCGUUGCUGUUGCCCAAUGAAGAGUCAAUUUUUUACAUGCUUCAAUACAAUUGGGUAUGUCACAAUGAACUGUUAUUUGGCUUUCAUUGAUUAAUUAGUGGGAUAUCACAUACAUGACAGCUUGCUGCUCAAGUCUUACGAAUGCUGGUUGGGAUUGCUUUAGUUCUAACUUCAGUAGAUAUAAAGGUCUCUUUGAAGUUUGUAAAACAGUGUAACUGAAUCCUGUUAUCACUCUUGGAAGUUGCAGUCCACGUCUUUCUUGAA